Molecule: messenger RNA, 1588 nt
Organism: Saitoella complicata NRRL Y-17804
Lineage: Eukaryota; Fungi; Ascomycota; Saitoellomycetes; Saitoellales; Saitoellaceae
Product: general substrate transporter
Exons: 1
Coding region: 35-1588 (517 amino acids)
Biological process (GO): transmembrane transport; carbohydrate transport
Cellular component (GO): membrane
Molecular function (GO): carbohydrate:proton symporter activity
Source: RefSeq, a predicted model, not a curated record
CAACUACUCUUUCCUCGACUACGAGAGUUAGUCAAUGACAGCAAUGGCUGGAUCUAAUGUGCCCGUCAUUUUGAUGGGUCUUUUCGUGGCCUUUGGUGGUUUCCUUUACGGAUACGACACUGGUACCAUCUCCGGUAUCUUGGCCAUGCCUCACUUCAUUGAGACCUUCCACGACCGUACCUCCGCCGCCGGUGUCCAGUCAAUCUCCGCUUCCCGCCAAUCCCUCAUUGUCUCCAUUCUCUCCGCUGGUACUUUCUUCGGUGCCCUCUUCGGUGCUCCUACUGGUGACUUCCUCGGUCGUCGUCUCGGUCUCGUUUUCGGAUGUUUGGUCUUCUGCCUUGGUGUUGCGCUCCAGACUGCUGCUACCAUGACUGAUCUGUUCGCCGCUGGUCGUUUCUUCGCUGGUCUUGGUGUCGGUAUCAUCUCUUGUUUGGUUCCUAUGUACCAGUCCGAGUCCGCCCCCAAGUGGAUCCGUGGUACCAUCGUUUCUUGCUACCAGCUCGCUAUUACCCUUGGUUUGUUGGUUGCUGCUAUUGUCAACAAUGCUACCAAGGACCGCGACAAUGCUGCUGCUUACCGUAUCCCCAUCGGUAUCCAGUUCGCUUGGGCUGCUGUUUUGGCUGGUGGUAUGCUCCUUCUCCCUGAGACUCCCCGUUUCCUCGUUAAGCGUGGUAACAUGGAGGCUGCUGCCAAGGCUCUCGGUCGUCUCCGUGCCCUUCCCGCUGACUCCGAGGAGAUCCAGGAGGAGUUGAAGGAGAUCAAGGCCAACCACGACUACGAGCUUUCCCUCGGUGCUGCUACUUACCGCGACGUCUUCCGUGGUGGACCCGGUGGUGGUAACCUCCGUCGUGUCCUCAUCGCUAUCUUCAUCCAGAUGUUCCAGCAGCUUACCGGUGUCAACUUCAUCUUCUACUACGGUACCACUUUCUUCAAGAACUCUGGUAUCAAGAACGAGUUCACUAUCUCUAUGAUUACCAACGUUGUCAACGUCGUUUCUACUUUCCCUGGUCUCUACAUGGUCGAGAAGCUCGGUCGUCGUUGGUUGUUGAUCUUCGGUGCUUGCGGUAUGGCUGUUUCCCAGUGGAUCGUCGUCAUUGUCGGUGUUUCCACGGACUCUGAUGCUGCCAACAAGGUCCUCAUUGCCUUCGUCUGUCUCUUCAUCGCUUUCUUCGCCUGUUCUUGGGGUCCUGUCGCUUGGGUCGUCGUCGGUGAGAUCUUCCCUCUCAAGACCCGUGCGAAGUCUAUGUCCAUGGGUACCGCUUCCAACUGGUUCUGGAACUGGCUCCUUGCUUUCGUCACUCCUUACAUGAUGGACGAGGACAAGGGUAACCUCGGCGUCAAGGUCUUCUUCGUCUGGGGAUCUACUUGUUUGACUUGUAUCCUCUUCUCCUACUUCUUCAUUCCUGAGACCAAGGGUCUUUCUCUUGAGGAGGUCGAUGAGAUGAUGGCUACUACUACUGCUCGCAACUCUACCAAGUACAGGCCUUCCGUCACUACUCAGCUCCGUGACCAGUACGCCAUGGACGCUUCUGGUAUGGGUGACAAGGUCAACCCCAAGACUGAGGAGGCUGUUGUUGAGUACGCUUAA